AUGUUUAGUGAUUUCAUUUUGUAUUUCUCCUUCUUCAUUACUCUCGCCAAAAAUGUUCCAAUUGAUACAUCAGGCAACAGCAGCAACAACAGCACAUUAUUGGAGCGCAACGUCUCGGCAGAAAGUAGUCUAACAGUGAAGCUAGAGAAAUCAAAGGGUUCAGAACGCAUGCUACUUAGAAACAUUAUGGAAGAAAAUUUCUUCGAGUUAACGUUCAUUCCUGAGCUCACUCCAACCUUAAUUGAGGAGCUCAAAUGGAAGCGUGUCAUUCGCAAAUCCAGAAAACAGGUCAAUACAACGACAAGAAAGAAAUCACAACAUAUCAAGAAAACAUUUAUUUAUCGUGGAAGUUUCCUUACAUUCUGUAGCACUUUAUUUGGGGCAUACGUGUUGUUGAUAUUUUUGAUUCAGGUUUGGAUUCUAAUGUCACGGAUAGAAAUUAAAAACGGAACUUGGUCACUUAGCCCAGCUGAAAAAAUGACGUGGUGGUUUGACGAGGUGGAAAACCUGGGCGACGAACUGGGAAUCGAUAAAAUGCAAAGAGAUAGUGAAGGAUCAGUCAAGAAGAGUGACCUAUCAGAAGCCGAUAUUUUCAAUAAGAAAUGA
Molecule: messenger RNA, 606 nt
Organism: Brugia pahangi
Lineage: Eukaryota; Metazoa; Nematoda; Chromadorea; Rhabditida; Onchocercidae
Source: the annotation of a GenBank genome assembly